CCGCUGCCUGCCCCCCAGCCAGCCCCCACCCCAGGGCAGGGCUCCAGUGUCCAGGCCGCCGAGGCCGAAAACCACUCCCGAUCCGUCGCUCUCACGGCGCAAAAGGCCACUACGAGCGCGAGCGUACGGGACGAGGCGCGACGGAGAGAGAGAGAGAGAGAGAGAGAGCGAAGAGGAGUCGGCAGGAAGCAACCGCUUGUCUGCGGAACCGCAGCGCCGAAAAUUUCGGGAUUCUUUUUCCUUCAUUUUUUGAAGUAUAUUGGUGCUCGCUCGAGCUUCCAUCGAGGCUGAUCGGCGAGGGCAGGCACCCUAUCGCCUUCUUCCGGAGCGUGGCCGAUGGAGCCGUACGCCGUGGAGACGAGCGGCGGCGGGGGCGACCGCCCCGAACCCGGUACCGGACUCGAAGAGUCGAUGCGGAGGCUGGGGCUCGGCGGGGAGGAGGAGGCGUCGGCAAAGCUGCCGGAGCGGCCGGGGGAGGCGGACUGCGCCUACUACCUCCGCACGGGCGCCUGCGGCUACGGGGAGCGCUGCCGCUACAACCAUCCACGCGAUCGCGCCGCUGCGGUUCAUGGAGUUGGAAGGACCACAAGUACGGUGGAAUACCCAGAGCGACCGGGGCAGCCACUCUGUGAGUACUAUGUGAAGAAUGGGACUUGUAAGUUUGGCUCCAAUUGCAAAUAUGAUCAUCCCAAAGAAGGUGGUUUUGCACCUGUGGUACUAAAUAGCAGUGGAUACCCUCUACGUUCGGGUGAAAAAGAAUGUUCCUAUUACAUAAAAACUGGGCAUUGCAAGUUUGGAGCUACAUGUAAAUUCCAUCACCCAGAAUAUGUUGUUUCGGAGACGCCUAGCAUGCAACCAUCAACUAUUUCUUCCCCUCAUCCAUAUCCACAUCUUGCCAAUUGGCAAAUGGGGAGGCCUCCUGUUGUGCCAGGGUCAUUUUUACCAGGCUCGUAUCCACCAAUGAUGCUCCCAUCUACAGUUAUGCCAAUGCAGGGAUGGAACCCUUAUAUUUCACCAAUGAACCAAGUUACACCAGCUGGGGGACAGCAAACUAUUCAAGCAGGGUCACCGUAUGGCUUAUCGCACCAUGGGCCUACGUCUGUAGUCACUUAUGGCAGUCAUUAUGCGCCAUUGUAUUCUUUAGCUGGGCCUUCAAGCAGCAACAAACAAGAAUAUGGCUUUCCAGAGCGGCCAGGGCAGCCUGAAUGCGAACAUUACAUGAAGACAGGAACCUGUAAAUUUGGAGCGACAUGUAAAUAUCAUCAUCCCCACUUCAGUGCAACGAUGUCUAACUGCAUGCUGAGCCUUCUAGGUCUUCCACUUCGGCCUGGUUCUCAGCCUUGUGCUUACUUUGCACAGAACGGCUUUUGCAAAUUUGGGCCGACAUGCAAGUUUGAUCACCCGAUGGGUACUCUAAACUAUAGUCCUUCAGUGUCAUCGCUUACUGAUGUGCCAGUUGCUCCAUAUCCUAUCAAUUUCCCUGUUGCUCCUAUGGCUCCAUCUCCAUCAUCUUCUGAUCUGCAGCCACAAUACACUCUGACCAUGGAGUCCUCAGCUAACCAGCCAGCGGUGCCUGGAACUACAUAUGGACCUAUUGGAUCGAUAUCAAAGGUUUCUGCUCCACACACGCUUAUCCGAUCUCCAACUUCUACCGCUGCUGGCAUGCAAGCAGUAACAAGCCACAGUGGAGAGAUCUAGUCCCCUUUCUGUUAUGAAGAUGGAUCUUCAUCAAGCUUCCCAGGAUUUUUUUGCCAUUGGUGAAACGAGGUCUCAUUCGUUUUUGCUCCAAUUUGACUCUCACAUCAGAUCUAUCUUCUCUUACUCUCAGAAUCAGUUUACUUAGACCCCCUAUCAAUUGUGAAUUAGGCUGCAGCUGACACAAAAAAGGCAUGACCAAGGAGGGGUAACCUUUGCCACCUCGAUAAAUUCAAAGAUAGAAAUUGGCAAGCUCACUCACUCGCAUUUUUCUGUUCAUCUCUGAAACGAGAGAAGGGAGAGAAUUCUGAAAUUUAAAUUAGCCGGCUAUCUUCAUUGCAGUAUGAUUCCAAGGACUUUUAUUAUCUCGUACAUAAUUACCGGAGCAGGCCACUAGAUGCACCGUUACAGGGGACUUUCAUAUCUGAAAACUAAUGGGUUUUGCAGCUCUUGCUCAAAAAUCUUUUGUUUAUCUCAUCAUCUUAUAUAUAUGUAUAUCCCCGGGAACAGCACCUAUAUAUGACUUGCGCUAUAUGUAUAUUCAUACUGAGAACAAGGGACAUUGUAACGGAACACUUGGAACCCUCAAUUGAAUCAUCUGAAACUAUUCGCUGA
Phragmites australis (common reed) is the source of this 2310-nucleotide messenger RNA. RefSeq names its product zinc finger CCCH domain-containing protein 5-like. The record is from RefSeq and is a predicted model, not a curated record. Lineage: Eukaryota; Viridiplantae; Streptophyta; Magnoliopsida; Poales; Poaceae. Gene Ontology annotation, molecular function: metal ion binding; mRNA binding.